AUGUCAUCAUAUGUGCACGACUCUGACAACCCUGCCUCGGAUUCUUUGAAUGCCGUGGAUAAGUUCUUAUGCGAGGAGUUGGCAAACAGUCGCGCCUGCACAUGCGGUCAGAAGUCAUACGAACAAGGUUCAAACACAUGCGAAGAUUUGGACAAGCAUGACAGGGUCGAAUGGGUGAACAAACAGAUGACGCAAGUCAUGCCCUGGUUCAAGUCAUACGUCAUCGAUGACUUUCACAGGGACACUUUUGUGGAGAGGCAUGGUGAUUCUUGGACGUUUGCAGAGCAGGUCAAACUCUGCAACAACAAGGCGCGUAGCACAUACAGGAACAAGGUCAACUCACGAGCUUUUCGGCGCAGGUCAAAAGCGGCCCUACAAAAUUCAAUUGAUCUCGGAGUGAGGGGAACUAUGCAAUAUUCGAUCCAUUCCGAUCAUUCGGAGUCAGUCCCUGAAAAAAUUGACAGGACAUUGGAACCGUCCAACGUUACUGCAUCUUCAUUUGCAACUGAACAGGGAAAGCUCGAGAAGAGGAAAGCGCAGGGCAGGGAAAGACAGAGGUUGCACCGUUUGAGGAAGGAGAAAAAGUUGGAGGCACAGAGGAGACAAAGGUUGGAGGAGACACAAGGGCUAGAGACAAGUUCGGACGGAUACCCUCUGUAUUCGGAUUCUUCCGGCAGAACAUGUGUCCAGGAAAUAACAGGAAAACCAUCGUUUGCUGCACAUGCGAACCAAUAUGAAAUCGUAGGCGGCUGUUCGACAGAUCCUAUGAGCAUCCCAGGGAGCAGUGCCCAUGAGGACCAGGUAUUUACACGUCUUGGAAGCUCAUUCGACCCCAAUUGGGUGACCGACUCUGAACGGUCACCAGUACCACACAGUCAGCCUUUCUUCGUCAACGCAAAUAAUCGUCUACCGAUAUUGCCUUCGGCUGAGCUGACGGGAGGGUCGGACCAACAAGAGGCGGUCUCGACUGUCGCACAUGAAGACCUUGCGCCGUCUGGGCUCUCUAUCACGAACGAACGUCAGAUUGAGGGAUCGAGAAUAGACUCGCCUGAUACGGCCUACACUAGCUUAGGGAAAAUCUUGUACGGGGAUUGGCGGCCGUCGUAG
Messenger RNA from Filobasidium floriforme, 1107 nucleotides. RefSeq lists its product as uncharacterized. NCBI's taxonomy places the organism in Eukaryota, Fungi, Basidiomycota, Tremellomycetes, Filobasidiales, Filobasidiaceae. Bases 1 to 1107 code for a protein of 368 amino acids. The record is from RefSeq and is a predicted model, not a curated record. The transcript is spliced from 4 exons.